Ictalurus furcatus (blue catfish) is the source of this 972-nucleotide messenger RNA. Its product is annotated as gap junction delta-3 protein-like. Gene Ontology annotation, cellular component: connexin complex. The coding region runs from base 26 to 904 and encodes 292 amino acids. The record is from RefSeq and is a predicted model, not a curated record. Gene Ontology annotation, biological process: cell communication. The transcript has a single exon. NCBI's taxonomy places the organism in Eukaryota, Metazoa, Chordata, Actinopteri, Siluriformes, Ictaluridae.
GUCCUUGUUUGUUUCCACCCUCAACAUGACGGACUGGGGUUUUCUCAGUGAACUGUUCGGGUCCCUGCAGGCGCACUCACCCAUGCUGGGUCGUCUCUGGCUGCUCCUCAUGCUGGUUUUCAGGAUGCUGAUCCUCGGUACAGUAGCCAGCGACAUGUUUGAUGAUGAGCAAGAGGAGUUUUCCUGCAACACCUUGCAGCCAGGAUGCAAGCAAGUUUGCUACGACCAUGCCUUCCCCAUCUCCCAGUAUCGCUUCUGGGUCUUCCACAUUGUGCUCAUUUCCACCCCUGCUCUAGUGUUCCUCAUGUACGCCAUGCACCACCACAAGAAGCACCAGGUCCUCCGACAAGACUCCACCAUCAGCAUUCGUGCAGCAAAGCUAGACCUCCACCUCAAGCGUCUCUACCUAGUCAACGUGGCCUUCCGGAUGUUGUCCGAGGUGGGGUUCCUGAUAGGACAGUGGAAGCUGUAUGGCUUUCGUGUCGAGGCUCAGUUCCCCUGCAGUCGCUUCCCUUGUCCCUACACUGUGGACUGUUUCACCUCCAGACCUAUGGAGAAGACGGUCUUCCUGCUCUUCUACUUUGCCGUCGGAAUACUUUCGGCCGUCUCCAGCCUGGCUGAAUUCCUUCACAUCGUCUUCAAGCGGUUCACGAAGAGCAGCGAUGGGUUAAAGUCCCUGGCGAGGGAGGAUAUUGAAAUUCAGGAAGCGGUCGGUAAGAAGCAGUUGACCCAGCACGAGAAGAACCAAGCAAGAGCAGCGAAGCCAAGCAGAACCAGGGGAGUGCUGCGGUUCCCUGGACUGACUGGUAGGUCAAGAACCAACACUGGCUCAAGAAAAUCCAUCAUCAGAUGCAAGAACCUUGGAGAAAACCCCCAUCAGAGAAGUGCUGAACUAAUAGUGUGAGGACCAAAAUUUUAAUGUUGUUAAAUGUUCUUAAUGUUGUUUCUACAGUGGUGUAGAAAUCAUUAUUU